UUGGAUAUGAAGAUUGCUGUGAACUCUAUACUGGUGGUCCUACUUGCCUGCUUAUUACUUACACUACAGGGGCAAGUAGCUACCAACUUUCUAGACAGGUCCUGUAUUCCGAUUAAGGUUGACUUACGGUUAGGUGGGGGUCAUGAUGCCUCUACAAACAGCGCUCCCUGGAUGGCCGCGAUCAUAGCUGAGGAUGGUUUCAAGUGCGGCGGCUCACUGAUUACAAAUCGUUUUGUCCUGACGGCAGCGCAUUGCACGGGAAGCGGCCACUUAGUGGUACGAUUGGGCGAAAAUAGGCUAUCAACAUUGCUAAAUUGUACAGGCUCGAAGUGCCCAAUUCUAGGUGAACAGUUUACUGUCGAUGCAACAUAUAUCCACAGUGAAUAUUCAGCGGAGAGACACGACAUAUCUCUGUUGAGAUUGGCCACCAGAGUGCAGUUUACGAAGCACAUUAGACCGAUUUGUUUGCUCCUGGACCCACUUUUCAGAAACCUGGACGACCACAUCAUCAAGUUUAGAAUCUCCGGAUGGGGUCUGACCCAAUCAACAGAACAUAGAUACAGUCACGUGCUACAUACAACUUCGCUCUAUAAUAUCGGCCGAUCGAACUGUUACCGGCAAUAUCCGAAUAAUGUGAUCAGUAGAGAUCACAUCUGCGCUGGACGUGCUAGCGUCAGCGUAUGCAACGGAGAUUCCGGAGGUCCUCUGACCGCCAGGGUUAGAUAUGAUCACGAAGAUACUACAAUUCUGUUCGGAAUUGUCAGCUUUGGACACACUGACUGCAGCAAGGCCACUGUUUUCACUAAUGUUAUGGCCCAUUUGAAAUGGAUCGUGAAUACUGUUCGGAGAGAAGAGUAUUCUCAAAUUCGUAUGUUAAGUUAAAUUAAUUUGCAUGUUUUUUUUUACUUCUUAGAACCUCAAAACUUAUUUAAUUAAUUAAGACGUUAUCACAUUUUGAUUUAAAUUAAGGACAAUGGGCAAUUCUCUAAUUUCGAAUGCGACAUACUACGCGUUCGAAUUGAAAAAAACAUUUGCGAUACCUUAACGUUAUUUUUAUACAAGGCGAA
Molecule: messenger RNA, 1067 nt
Organism: Drosophila gunungcola (fruit fly)
Lineage: Eukaryota; Metazoa; Arthropoda; Insecta; Diptera; Drosophilidae
Product: serine protease grass-like
Exons: 4
Coding region: 7-882 (291 amino acids)
Biological process (GO): proteolysis
Molecular function (GO): serine-type endopeptidase activity
Source: RefSeq, a predicted model, not a curated record